Messenger RNA from Solenopsis invicta (red fire ant), 9574 nucleotides. It is a transcript of the gene kibra, whose product is annotated as protein kibra. Gene Ontology annotation, biological process: negative regulation of organ growth; cell migration; regulation of DNA-templated transcription. Gene Ontology annotation, molecular function: kinase binding; molecular adaptor activity. The record is from RefSeq and is a predicted model, not a curated record. The coding region runs from base 2480 to 6541 and encodes 1353 amino acids. The transcript has 12 exons. Gene Ontology annotation, cellular component: cytoplasm. NCBI's taxonomy places the organism in Eukaryota, Metazoa, Arthropoda, Insecta, Hymenoptera, Formicidae.
UCGUUCAUGCUACAUUUUAACGUAACUAAAUUAAUUUUAUAAGCCAUUAAUUUUAAUUUAAUUUAAUAAUAAAAAAAAUAAAUGUCAAUUUAUUCAACUCUGCUCGGAACGAUUCCGUGGGUGCACCUGCGCCUACGGUGUCGUACGGUGGCGCCAUUUUCACGGCAUAGCGGCAAAUAUGCGAAGCGGUCGAAAGGGCAAACACGCUCGUUAUUCCCGCUGCCUCUCGCGCGCGCGUGCGCGCCACCGGUCAGAGGCGCACGAAAGGCACACCGGCGGCGACGGUAGUGGGAAGGAGACGGCACGAUGGGCGCCGACACCGACGUAACGAGGAUCGAACAUGGCGGUCGGUUGGUCGAGGAAGAGUCGCGGGUGGAAGGGAAACGAACGAACGAGCGACGUGGACGGACGACGCGGGUUAGACGAGGACGACGACACUACGGCGGUAGGAGGGCAGAGCUACGUUCCUCGCGGUGAAUACUGUGUGAAAAGGUAGUGGAAGGGGGACGGAAAGAGAUGAAGCCCGAGCGGGAGAGAGAAGGAGCGAGAGAGGAGCGAGAGGAAGAGAGAUAUUGCCAGGCCGCAUGAACGUCCCCAGUGGCACGCUCGCAGGACGCACACUUGGCAUGCACGUAGCUGUGACGCGAGGUGGUAGUAUCGUCGGAAACGAGAAAAUCCGUCCGUGGCGUGCGAACGUAACGAGAAAUCUGGUGUAACAACGUGCGCAGAGAACGAGGAGUUAUUCCCGGAGACUGUUUGUCGCAAGGGUACGAAGAGAAGUAAAGAGACAGACCCUCGUCUCUCUCUCUCACCGGCCAAGACUCGACAUCGGACGGGAGAUCGGACACAAUCAACGGGGACAGUCGACGAUACCGUCUUCAUCGCUGUCGUCAGUGCGUCGCUGGUACGAAGUCAAACGGGAACGCGGGAGCGUACGAGAGUGACAAGAGAGAGAAAAACGGUAAAGGAGAGACACAUACACAUAUACACACACACGGAUCGUCUUCUUACUCGCGUCGAGAGCGAGGGCAGCGUCGAGUUCCCACAUUCCUAGCUGCGUGCGAAAAACGUCGAGAUCCGCUGCGCGGCAUUAGCAUUACAGCCGCGCGGCUAAUGCAACGAGGAAAAGGGAACACGGUGAAACGUGCUUCGCUGCUGCCGCCGCUGCCGCCACACGGAGCCGGCGAUAGCGCGCGUCACUCGAAACGGGUCGCGGGUCGUUCCGCCUCCGCCACCGUCGUCGCCGUCGCCGCAGUCGCGGGAGGCCCGACGUCGUCGCUGUAGCGUUCGUCAAGGAGCAGCGCGCACAACGUGAAACCCAGGUCAAUCGGACGAUUGUACUUUGAUUACUGACACCCGGCGUAUCGUGUGUAUGUAGUGCGCCAGUUCGUGACUCGUGCGCGUGGCACAGCGGCAGCCUUGAAGGUGACACCUCGGAAGAGGAGGAUGGUGCUCCGCUACUACCGUCCACUGGGGUGAGAACGGAUAACACAAGUGCACGGGAAAAUCUCCGAGAGGUGUGUUGUUUUGUUUGUUUUAUUUUACUUUUCGUGUCUCCUUGUUCUGUCAUUGUGCUUCGAGGAAAAAGAGCGGGAAGAUCGUUGCGGUGUCGUACGCGUAAACGCAGCAUUCCAGAAUCAGCGGGGGGUGGGGGGCGGGUGGGGGAUCUUGUGCGCGAGUGUGUCGAGAACGAGAGGAGAUAAAUAAAUGAUAAAUAAAUGGGUGAUUGGUGAUACAACGAUGAUGGUGGUGAUAAUACGCGAAGUGCAGUCGAUCGAUGCACCCGUGCGAGCGCAAACCCGUCACGACAACACCGUCUCCGUCGUUGUCGCUCGCCGCCUCGGGCUGCUCCUCGACGGCUGGCCGUGUUAACGGUGGAAUUCCGCUCGAGAGGAAUCUGAAGGCGGGGACUCUGACGUCACUCCGCUCAUGAUAAUGAGGUAUUCAUGAUGGCGGAGUAGUGCGCACGAACCAGAAAGACAGAAAGGAAAAAGGGGAAAGAGAGAGAGAGAGAGAGAGAGAGAGAAACGUGCGCGUACACAUAUGCGAGUGUACGUUCCUGGUCUCGCUGUUCCUUCUGUGCCCGCGUGUGUGUACAAUACGUUUUAUCGCCAUCCUCGUCUCCCCGGAACCACCGCCGUCGUUCGCCGUCUCGCUCGAUCCCCCUCCCCCCUUCCCCCGUCCACCUGCCCUUCUACGGCCGGGUCGCCCGUCCUCUUGGUCUUUCGUUCCUUCUCUCUCCUUCCCUCCCUCCUUCUCCUCCUCCUCGACCACCACCACCACCACUACCGCCACCAUCCCUCCAUCCAUCCCUCGCGCCGUCUACCUGUCUCAUUCUCUCCCGUUCUCUCGUGUCGCGGCCGUCGUACGAGCGUGCCGUAUAUGCGGCCGAAGAAGCGUGCGUCCGCGCGCACAGAUAUGCGCCCGUCGACCGCACGACGAUAGAGAGAUUUUGGAUGGAUUUAGAGCGCAGUGAAAUAUGCCAAGGAGACGGAAUGGGGAGAUACCGCUUCCGGAAGGGUGGGACGUCGCCCAGGACUUCGACGGGAAGGUCUACUUCAUCGAUCACAAUACACGAAAGACUACGUGGAUCGAUCCCCGUGAUAGGUUUACUAAACCCCAAACAUUCGCGGAUUGUAUCGGGAACGAGCUUCCCCUCGGCUGGGAGGAGGCCUACGAUAAACACGUGGGCGCAUACUACAUCAAUCAUGUCAAUCAGACAACUCAACUGGAAGACCCAAGGCAAGAAUGGCGAGCCAUUCAAGAGGCCAUGCUUCGCGAGUAUAUGCAGACUGCACAUGACGUACUCGAGGCGAAGAAGGAGAUCUACGACGUAAAACAUCAGAGGCUCUGCCUGGCUCAGGAUGAGUACAAUCACCUCAAUAACGCGUUGACCACCCUUGGCGCAUCGCGUACAAGUUUGUGUUCCAGCUCGAGUUCCUUGAGUACCAAAUAUGACCCUGACCUGCUUAAAUCGGACGUGGCACUCGCAAGGAGCCGAGUUUCUCGACUAAAACGAGAACUCGAACAGAUUCGAGCGGAGAUGAAUUGCACGCAACGAGGAGUAGAUACUCUCGCCAGUGUGGAACAAAAAUUGAGUAGCCAUCACGGUGGAUGCUAUAAUAUCAUGGAGGCACAAGCGAUCAUGACGGAGCUCCGCAACAUCCAAAAGUCCUUGAGCUCGGGCGAGAAAGAGAAGGCCGAAUUGAUGCAAUCGCUCGCACAAUUAAAGGAUGAACUGACAAGGUUGCAACUAUGCGAGGGCAGUCCGGAAGCUAGCACGCUCAGCCUGCCGCAGGAGAAGCUGAGUACGGCCUCUCAAACCGAUCUCUCGGGCGAGCUGGUACCGAUCGGUACCCGGCUAGCUGAGAUGGCGCGUAUGAGACUGCAAUACGAUGAGGCGAGAAAACAGAUUCAGCAUAUACAACAGCAGUUGGCAGAUCUCGAGGAGAAGGUGACGCCAGGUCAAACCGAGAGCGACAAGGACAAGCUGUUACUGUUCCAGGAAAAGGAACAGUUGUUGAGAGAAUUGCGUAGCAUCACGCCGCGCACGAGGACGCAACAGGAUAUGAAGAAGAUUCAGUUGGAGAUUCGCAGGCUUGAACAGGAUCUGAAUACUGCGUUCGAGCUUUCGAACAAGACCAUCACCGAUCGCGUGCGGCUUCACGAAGAGAAGCAAUUGUUACUGCAGCAACUCAGAAACGCACUACGCUCAAUGGCGAUGUUGGAAGGUCAGUUGAAGACUUUGAGCGCUAGUACGUUGUCAGUGAGCAGCAGUUCCAGUCUUGGUAGCCUCAGUACGACGAGCAGUAAGGGCUCCCUCAGUUCUGGACUUAGUUUCACGGACAUAUACGGCGGUCCACAGUGUCUGGGAUCGGCCGGUUCGCAGCAGGAACGACCGGUUGACAUGGUUGACCUUCACAGACGUGUCGAGAGAUUGUUGCGCGGUUCCGAACAAAGCAAUCUCGUUGGCACACCUUCGCCCGGUAGAUCUCAGCCCAGUCUUUCCCCAAGAUCGAGCCUGUCCAGUGUAAGUCCACCGGUAUCGCCAUUGUACGAAAAUGCGCCGAUGGGUCCACCGCCCGCCUAUGAGCAAGUAGAACAGCAGAGGAGACAGCAUCAGAGAGCGGCACCUGCAAUGGUGGUAACAACGGCGACGACGAUAGCGAGUAGCGGUGCCAUCGCGCCUCACUUGGACGGGAAUCAAUUAGAGGACCGUUUGUCAGAGUUCAGGCUCAGUCAGCAGCAAGGUGUAACGUCACAGCAAGAGCAGUCUUGCUCCGUCAAUUCGCAGGAUCGUCUGAAACUUGUGGUCGGUCCACAUCCACCUGUCGAGCUGCAAUCGAGUAACAUGUCCCAGGGCAGCGGCCUAGGCAGGCCCGGCGCGAGUGGCGUUCAACUGCAACUGCAACAAGCAGCACCAUCAUCUCUGUCGCAGGAGCCACCUCCCUUGUCGCCAAUUAGUGAGACGCCACCGCCUACAGGGAUCAGGUCGAGGGCCAGCAGUUCCGGCACCAACACUAGAUCUGUCUCCGCUGCGGUUUCUGAUGAGAGCGUCGCAGGUGACUCGGGUGUCUUCGAAGCGUGCAAUCGGAAAAGAUUGUCCGGACCCAUCUCCGACGUAGACUCGUUAACUUCCGGCGAAAUGAGCUUGGAAACGGCACAGGUGCAGAUCAAACUAAGGUAUUCAGUGAGCGACGGAUUACUUCAUGUUGGCAUCGAACGUGCGAGAAACCUGGCCGCGCUUUUCAUACCCGAUAACGCGCAAGUGUACAUCAAAGCCGCCCUGCUACCGAUGCAACCACCCGUCAACCACACGUGUUGCACGAAGUCCGUCGUGGACUUGCGAAAACCGACUUUCGGCGAGACGUUUCCUAUCGCCGUGCCGCUCAACAAACUGUACACGAAGACGCUUCAAGUGACACUUUGGUGCACCGAGGCUGAAAAAUGUUUGGGUUCUGCGCAAGUCUCGCUGGCAGACUUUAGUCCAGAAUCUCCUAGCGUGAAAUGGUACAAUAUUCUUUCCUUCCGCUUCAUGCAACCAUCCGACAGUUCCGACAUCAAUGGCGCCUCUACGAACAUCAAACUGACGAAGCACGACAAGCAAGAGUCAGAUAUUUCGGUUUAUAGGAGUGUGCAAAAUACGAAGAAGAGAGAGGAAGAGAGUAGUGACGAAAGUACAAUAAUCAGUUCCCAAACAUCCACCUUGACGAGGAAUCAAGGUUGCGACGAGCUGCAGACAGCCGUAACGCUAAGGUUGGAAGAGCUGAAUUGUCUACGUAGUCCGGAAGAAGAGGAUGAGGAUGAUGGCAGUGAAAGCGGGAGCGAGGACAGCGAUGAGGAAGGUAUCAUCGUAGAGUUUACGAUGGACGAUAACAUUCUUGAGGACGUUUUAGAGCAUGAGGAAGAUGAAGAAUUGAACGAAGAAGGGAGACAAACACAGGACAAGGAAACAAACACUGAAUGCGUGUUUAUUCCGGAACAAGGCAAACAGAGGAAACUCUCUGCGGCUGGUGUUGCACCCGGUGCUAUUCAUGACGACAAAAACUCUAUUGUAAUCAAAAGGAGUCAGACGUUUUCGCCUAGUGCAGCCGUUAGCAGAAAUCAUUACAUCUGUCGGCUUAAUCGCAGCGACAGCGACAGUAGUAUGCCGCUUUAUCGUAGAGGUGGACCUUUCCAACGAAACUCGGUGGAGAGACGUUCUCUUCGAUGGCGUCGACCAUCUUCCGCCCUCAGUUACAAAACUACGAAGAAGUCGUCCCAUUUGCCGCCGACAGUGAGGACAUCGUUGGAUCUUGAAUUAGAUUACCAGGCACACAUGGCUAAUUGGUAUAAUCUCCAAGAUGACCUUAAUAGGUUACGGGAUUGGAAGCAACGGAUGGAACAAGCGUACGAGAAACGCGAUGUUGAGACAGUGUCGUGGCUGAUGGAAGACCAGAAAUUUCAAACUCUCAUGGCGCAGGCCGAAAAUAGUAGAAACGGCAAAAGUCUCGAGGAUAAGAAGGUAGAGAAGAUGCUGAAGAAAACUUCAAAAGAGAUCUACAAAUUAAGGAAAACGAAAGCUGGAAAGGGAAAACCCGAUAUAAUUUCUUUCAAAGAAAAGAUGGCCUUCUUUACGCGGGUGAAUUUGAAUGUUCCUGUUCUGCCACCUGAAGAGCUCGGGACUGAAGGCGCGUCUGCGGCAUCGCAUGCGCACAGAAAGUACGCGUCGGAGCCCGUUACCAACGAAUUUAUGAACUCUUCGUCAACGCGGCUAAACAACGCUUCUGGUGGAAGUGCAUCACCCGCCACGAAAAGUAAUGUUGCGGAUCGAAAUGUUACAAAUAUCGCAGUUACAAUUGCCGACGAGGAUGAGAUUGCAUUGUCCAACAUCGACAAUAAAUCUGUGAAUGCUAAAGGUCGACCAGUGACGGAGACAAGCAUGCGAAAUUCAGAGAACGGCGAGAGAGAACCUUUACCGAAGUCUGCUGAGAAGAAUGGCAAUGGAGAGCCGAAGAGGUACGAAUACGUCGUUGAUCGAGUUCUCGGUGUGGAAGUGUGAAGACCGGAAAAUUAAGCGACGGAGUCAACAAUUCCGCGUUCGUAGAUCUGUUCUUCUUUGAAUUUGAGCAGCAUAAAAAAGCAAGAGAAAAAGAGAUAGUAGUCGCGGAGCCGUUGUUUUCCAACUCUAAAUCCCAGGUGCCAUGCGCAGUUUGUAAAACGCGCGCAUCAAAUAGUUUGAAAGGAUAAAACGGAUUGUCAUCGACAAAUUGUGUGCUGCGAAGCUGCUGUAGCCAAUGAUGUAACCGAUGACCAGUGAUCGCGGUGCAUGUGCCAAUGCUGUCAAUGCUCAGAAGCAGCCCUUCGACGGACGUAGCAGCGAGAACUACGCGCGAUUGUGUAUAUACAGAAACGUAAAUUAUUUAAACGAUACUCCCUACGAUACGAUAGGCUAUUUAAUUGUUUAACCCGACCCGAGUCCAUGUCGCGAAGUCGCGACCGCGACACUCUCGUAUGUCGCGUCAUUCGUUCCCUCUGUGCAUCGGAGCACAUGACCCACCGAGCAGCUGGUCUGCAAUUCGAAAGUCUAAUUAAAAAAAGGCUGCGCCUAGGUUGGCUAGCGUAUUUCGCUCCGACUUCGGUAUCGCCGUUUUACAACGUGUUUGGUUUCCUAGUUUUGAAUUCCCGGGUCGCAAAUGAAUCUAACGGAAAGGAAUAUUUGAGUGUCCUUCAUGCGUAUCGAUUAUGACGAUACAAUUAGUAACUUCCAAAUUUAAUAUAGUCUAAUUCUUUGCUAUAUUCACAUCUUCUUUUUAAUAAAAAAGAGAAUAAAUAGUAUAAUAUUAUAAAUUAAAUUUAACAGACUCUCCAAUAUAAAAUUAACAAAAAUACACGGAAACAAUUAAUAGGCUACAAGGGCCAAUCGCAGUUUUGCGAAAUUUUCUAUAAUAAUUUCUUUUUAUCUGAUUAGAUUUUUAUCAAAUAUUUUAUCAAACAAAAUACACAAGUUUUACUCACUAAUUUUCCAUAAUAAUUCAAAUCAGAUGCAACUUUAUUUUUAUUUCUUUAAUCUUAACCACAGAAUUUUCAAAACUGUCAUUGUUUUGAGGAGGGAGGGAGAGGGUUGUAGUAACAGAUUGCCUUAUCUCAACCGUUUUCGGACGAAAAUGGACAUUUAUAAUCAUUGUCCGGAACUCCAGGUUGUAGGACUUUAGGCUGUAGGUGCCAGGGAAUUGGGAAGACAAAGUAAUUAGCAAGAGGUUGUGAUGUCGUUGGCGAUCUAGAUGUAGAACGACAUCAUAAUCUCUAUCUGUCUCGAAUGGUUCAAACACUUCUGUACCAGCAGAUCGUGCAACAAUGUGCCUUAUUGUUGAAUUAGUCGCGCGAGGAAAGCGCCGCGAAUAUAUACAGGGUAUCCGAUACUAGAUAUCGUGAUACAAUUGACGAGGAAGUGAUUUUUCUUGCUUCUGUAUUAAAUAAGUAAAAAAUGAUUUUUCUUAGAUUGCAUAAUUUUCUUAUGUAAUAUAUUUGCUCGUGUUAAUAUCAGCGUGAAAUGAUUAAACUACAAUUAUUUGUAAUAAACCUCGGUAGUUGUAUCACGAUGUGCCGGACAGUAUGCACUGUCUAAUCAUUACGUUGCUCAUCUUAUCACACCGUGGAUACAUAUGGGUAUUCAAAAGCGCGACAACCGAAAAUACUCAUUUCCGCAAAUAAGCGACAAUGUUGUGAUGAUUCGAAUUAAUCACAACUGCUUUUUAAGAUCCAGGAUAAGUGUUUACGAAUUUUAUGUACAAUAUUAAUGAGGUAUAUAUAAAUACUUUUUUUAAGGAUUGAUUAUAUAGACAGCCUAUGUUGCAUUUGUCUUGAUCUAGCUGGUUUUAUAAAUCGAUUUUUUGUCAUAAUUUGAAUUUAAAAAGAAAAGUUCAUAUUCUGAUUAUAUUAAUAGAUGAUAGAGUGCGAAUAAUGCUAAGAAGUGUUUUAAAAUGUGCAAGAUGUGUUACUCUAAAAUAUCGGUAGUAUGAUAUAAAAAAUAUCGCGGAAAAGAGAAAUUUUUCUGGACGUCGCUUUUAAUACUAGAACGAUUAGACGUCUUUGAGAUUUUCUUAAAUGGAAAAAGUUUUGAUAAUUAAAGAUUUCGAUGAAAAUUUUAAUGCACAGUGUAGAUAAGGGAAAUUUUAAUAUAAAGGAAAACAUUUUUAUCGUCGUUCGAAUAUGAAUCUAUAUGAAUUUCUUUUAAAUAAUUUUAAAUUUUUUACAUGAAAUAUAAAAUUUGUAAUUAAAAUAAAUUUCUAUACCUUUUCCUGUUUACCUUCAAAAUUAACCGUUCUAGUGUUAAUACAGAAGAUAAAAAGAUCUUGACUUUUAAUUCAGAUCGAGGAUAGAUUGACAAGAGAUAUCUCCAAGGUAACAAAUGCCAUAUUACGUAUAUGUCAAGAAGUCCAAGAUGUAGAUGUUGGAAGAUAAGAAAGAGGAGGGUGAUAACGAAAAAAAAACGAGAAUUAUUUGUACAUAUUUUUGUAUAUACGCAUCUUAACGAUUAUAUCUAUACGUCUAUAAAUAUAAAUAUAUGUAUAUAUAUAUAUAUGUGUAUGUAUAUAUAUACACACAAAAGUUUGCAAUAUAGAUGCAAACGUAUUCCGCGUUAUUUAAAAAUAUAUUUUUAUCGAUUUACGAAACGUAUGUACGUUCGAUUUUAUAGAGCGUCUCCUACAAAAUCACAGAACAAUGACGAAAUUAAACAACGAAAAAUAUAAUUUUCUUUCAACUGCUAAAUUUAUUACGCUCAUGUAUUUAAAAUUAAAGUUAUACAUUAUUAUAUAUAUUAUUUACUACCACGUAGCGCCUUAUUGUAUCAAAGUAAUUAUAGUGAUAAUAUCAAUAACGAUGACGUUAAUGGUAUCGUUAAGGAAUGCUAAAUAGACGAUAAACAUAAUUUCAUAAAAGAGAACAUAUACACACACGCAAUUCGCACACAUACAUUAUUACAUGAGACACACAGACUCGCAGGAAGAAUCACAAUCAUAGUUUGAUUUGUAAGUAAUGGUUCGUAUGGUAAUGAUUAAAAGGACAAAAUACAGUAUACUCUUGCCACGAU